CAGCUACUGUACACACACACACACACACACACUCCCCCAUCUCUUGCAGUGUUGGAGACGAAGCUGCUGCAGUGACUCUCUGCAUCAUCAGAAACAAACCGGACUGACAGGGAGCUGAAAUCAUCUCUCCAACCUCUCGAAAAACAUCCAGCCGCAUCUUUUUUCCACCAUCUUUUAUUCCAUUUAUUUUAUUUUUCAGUCCUGCUGCCUUAAACUGGACCUCUGGAUCUCCUGCAGAGACACAAUGAGCCUCACCCUGCUGCUUGCUGUGGAUUAAAACCAGGAGCUCCCAUGUCUCUGAAGAUGCUGCAGACUGCUGAGGGUCAGCGCCGAUCUGAGUUUCAGGAAAACUGGGUUUUAACUUUUCCUGAAUUCCUUCCCUCUGCCGGAUGAAGCUGCUGAGAACCUAUUGUCUCAAACAUCUUCAUCAUCAUCAUAUCUGCUCCUACAAGAUGCUGUUUCUGAGCCUUCAAGCAGUCCGGUCGGAUCAGUUCCACUAAUAUCCUGUUAAUCCCUGCAGGUUUUUGGAUGAGUAAACAUGCAGCGAUGCUGCAGUGGUGUCCUGAGUCCUCUGGGGAAGUUACAGUCCCAGUAAUCAGUCAAGUCCCGGCAGCUCAUUACCAUCCUCCGAGUGCUGCAACAAGGCUUUAUCUCAGCCUGCUGUUUAGGAUGCAGCUCGGAUCGAUGAGUCCGUCCAUUGAUCUGUGGCCUUUAUGAAACUGCUGCUGAUCGAACGCUUCACACAGGAACUCGUUAAGGGGCAACAAACGAGAUGCAGUCAGGAUAAGAAACAUUUUUUAAAGUUACCACAUUAAAAAAUCUAAUUUCUUCUAAGAUUUGUGGAAAAAAAACCUCUUUCAACUUGGAGCUGCUGUCAUCACAUUUAUGAUAAAAUACUUUGAAAUGUGAAUCCACUUUUCUUUGCGACACCUGAGGCAACAAAGACAGGAAGUGGGGUGGAGAAAGGGGGAAGACCUGCACCACUGGUCUCCUGGGUUGGGACUCGAAUCCUGGACAGCUGGAUCGAGGACUCCGUAAAUACAAGCCCUACACCACGCCUGUCUGUGAAUCUACUUUUCUCAAAACCAGGAAGGAUCUGUUUGCUUUUCUAGUUUCGGAGCAGAUGUUUGAGGAGAACGAGCCCUGCUUUCAGCUUUUCCUCACCUGACCGUUGUUUGACCAGUACAAUGGACCCCGCACCCAGUGGUGCUCCAGAAUCCAGCAACAUGGAGGAGCCCCAGCAGCCGGAGGAGCCAACUAGCACACUACCAGACAGAGAUGCUUCCUUGCCUGCUGCUACACCUCAACCAUCCAGUGAAGAGCACCAAACAGCGAUGUCAACAACAGACGCUCUGGAGAUCCGACAAAUAGAAAAGGAGACAUCAGUUGACCAUCUGACAGUGAUCAGUGAGAACGCGGAGACCAGUAACGGUGUUGCUCCUGUGAUGGGUGAAACAUCACCCACAGUGUCCUCUGUGUCGCCCAAGCUUUACGCUAAGCCAGGUGGCCAUCAUAAUGGCCGGCCUCACUUGGGCAGCCGGUCCGGCUCGUUGGCGGCGGGCUCACCGAGGCCCUCGCUUACCCGCCAGCCCAGUGCCAUCACAGAGGUCACUGGGGACGGAUCGAAACCAAGGGAUUACCUGAUCCUUGCCAUCCUGUCCUGCUUCUGCCCAUUGGUGCCCAUUAACAUCGUGGCCCUCUCGUUCUCCGUGAUGUCGCGGAACAGUCUGCAGCAGGGCAAUGUGGACGGAGCCCGCCGUUUGGGUCGGAACGCCUUGGUUCUGUCGGUCGUCUCCAUUUUAGGAGGGAUUGCUAUCAUCGCUGCAGCUAUCGCCUUCAACUGGGGACGGAUUUUAAAAUCCCGAUAAAACAAGUCUGCACGGAGAGUCCAUCUUCAGGACCACAUCCAGACCAACAUGGCACUGUUCAGUCCCGUCUCCGAGCACUAUCAUUCCCAUCCUCCUUCACCAGAUGGAAAAACAACCGUAUCUCUGUUUCAGUUUGUUGUUUUAUUUCUGCACAACGAUGAGCAUGAUCUGCCUGACGCUCUACCUCCAGCACAACCAGCCAACUCUGUCCCAACACGCAGUCAGAAACCAGCAGGACAGAAUGAUGGAUCACCAUUUCACUAUUUGGUAGCAGCUUAUCUUCUGCUCUCACUGAUUUUUCUCCCACCAUCAUGGAAUCGGACAUUCGUUUCUAUGGAAAAUGGAUUAUUCUGACGUCUCAUGUUGACGCAAACUGAUGGAUCUCAUGUUCUGUUGCCAAAAAAAGUCUAAGUUGAUGUAAAACUGGGAGAUGAUGCUGCUAUGAAACUUUGUACUGAAGAUGAUUUAAGACUUUUGCUGUGAGGGCAGGAAAGAAACAGACAACCUCAUAGACUGAUUUGCCACCAGGUCAUGGUUAGCUGAUUUCUCCACCUUUCUCUGAACCAGACAUCAGGUUUACUCCCCAUGUUUAGGAGGAACCGGCUCCAGUCGCUGUGACAAGAACCCACUCAUGUUUCGGUUCUGGACUUUCGUCAGGCAAUGUCUGACAGCCAGAGGCUAUCUUAAACUAAACAUACCGCUAAAUUUAAAAUCAUUGCUCAAACGUCUGAGAUAAUCCAUGCUUCCUGAUACUCCCAAUCCAUAAAGUCCCAGGACAACUGAAUUUAGUACAUUAAUGUACUGUCAAUGGAUAAGAGAUGGGGUGCACCUUGGACAGGUUGAGAUAAUGCUUCUGAUUUUAUGUUUAAAGAAGGUGUACUGUUGGGAAGUAGGUGCUAACAUCUCCAUGAUACGUCUUAUGGAAGCAAAAAGAAGACAUGCUUCAAAAUUUGAUAUAGAAUUUGAUAUCAGCCGAGGCCUAGACUGUAACCUUAAACCCGUACUCCUUUAUUAAACUAUCGGAUCAAGAAAGCAGGUUUAUCAUCAGUAAUCAGAGAAGUUGAGCUGGAGUAAGGCUGUAAGGUUUCAUACCAUAUAAGAAACAUCCAUCACUGAUUAGGCAACAGAUCACAGUUAAAGAUCUCCCUGAAGUGUCCUGAUAGCGAUGCUAAGAGAUGAAAUUGGGUGAAACACAAGAUGAUCUCAUUUCUGCACAGCAUGACAAGAAGAGCAGCUUUGAUUUCAUCAGACUUGACUUGAACUCAAAUAAAAAAGUGAAGUCACAGGCUGCAGAAAGUUGCACUGAAACGAAUAACCAGAUGGCUGUUCUGCCUGAUAAAGGUCUUCUACAGAAACAUCUCAAAUAUAUCUUCACUGGGUCUGAAGGAAACAGUGGUGUGCAGGUUCUCCUCCAGGUGAUGGUUCUGGUUAAAAAAGUUCACCUUUAACUGGUUGGAUGUUCAGGAAGUCUGACCUCAGACUCAGUUCUAGUUUACCCCAGACUGCUGAGCUGCAGUCGUAACUGAUCCCAGGUCAGGCCUUCACAUUCAGCCAUAUUUUAUGAUUCUGUCUGACCGCAGUGUUUCUGCUUACCGGAUGUUAAGUGAUGAGUCGGAUCGGAUUUUUCCCAGUCAUUCCCAGGACUGCUAUUCAUUUGGGAGGUUAGGUUACGUUUACUCCGCACAUCUCGCCUCUUUGGGCUUUUCUGAUUGUGAUCGGUGGGUCAGUGUUUCACUCCUGAUGGAGGGAGUCUGUUGUCUCUGUUCUCAGGCUUCUAAACCACAGUUCAGCUUCAUUUGACCCCAGAGUCUCUAACACCCGUUUGGUCUGAAUUUCAUGUUUCGGUUCAAGAAUGAAUGCUUUCCAGUUCUUACUGGAGCUGAACACAUUUCAGUGUCCUGGUGAGUCUGAACCCGACCCGUAGGCCAGAAACCUGCUGCUCAGACAGGUUGGAAGUGAUUCUUUCAUGGUUUUCAUUGAGUCCAAUUGCAUCCAAAUGUAUUUUAUUUAAGUAAAUAAAAUGUCAAACUUAUAGAUAAUCAGCACCAACUCCCCACCCCAACCUGACAACACAUUUAAUAUUUAUUCUAUAGUUUCCCAGUGUGAAAAAUAGACUAUUUCCAGAUAAGAUUUAGAUGUUUUCCCAUCCAAAGGAACAAUCUGGUUCAAUAAAUUAUAUUUUAAUAACUAACAUAUUAAAUGAGAGAGAUAAAUGCACAAAGAUACAAAAAUAAAUCAAAUAAUCCUGUCUGUGUUUAUUCAGGACAGAAACUUUAUUUUGCCACCAUGAACUUGUGGGAUGUUUUAAAGUUUCCUUCAGGAAGAAUUCGAGUUUAUCCUAAACUGCAUCUGCAUCAUUUCAAACCCAAAGGAAUUUUUAUUUAAAAAGAACAUUCAAAUGUUUCUUGUGCAUUCAUUAUGAUGGCCCUUUAUGGCCAUUUUAAUCAAUAACACUAGAAAGGUUUAUGAUAUUUUUGAGUCAAAUAAUUUCUACAAAAAUGAAACCAGUACAAACUUCAAACCAAGCCUGAACAGCUGCAGGUGGAUCUUGUAUUUUUACAGUAAUGGAGUCUCUGGACCCAAACCAGGAAGUUCAUAGACUGGAAGGAACUCAUAGCACUAUGUAGGUCUUCAGUCUCUGUUGAACACUGAGUUCUUUAACAUCUCACUUCAUUCAGAGGCUGCAGAACAACCAGUCGUCUGGGUCAUUUAGGACAAAUCCUCUGUUUAACUUUCAGCUGUUCUUUGUUUUGAAAGGCUUCCAGAGUGCAGAUUUAACUCCUACCUGGUUGGGCAGGUAGCUGUAAGAGUGUUUUACAACCCAGCAAUAAAUUAAAUGUUUGUGAUGAUGCUGCAGCCCUGCAGGGCUUCUGGUGCCAAUAAAACCUGUUUAUUCAGUGGUCCUGGAUAAGGAGCAUUAUCGUUAGAAACUGUGACUGGUUUCAUGUUGUUCACGGCAAAUUAUUCUUGCACAUAAUUGUUGACAUCUGUGCACCCAAAGAACUCUUUGUGGCUGAUUGUUUGGAAUAAACUCAGAUGAACUAAGCUGUAACAGAACCAGAAUGUCCUAUAACCUGUGCAUGUUUAUACUAUUUAUUACAGAAUGCUUUUACAUGCGACUGUACCUUCAUUCAGCAGCAGAGCUACCUGAGAAACGCUGUAAAUAGAUGACAAAUAUCCUCUUCUUCUCUGUGGUUUGCAUGUGGCAGGUGUUGGAAGCGAUGGUUGAGCUCAGGUUGUCCUGUUGGCUUCUCAGGUGAGGAAGGAGAAACCAAAUUUUCUACACAACAAUGUCUUUUUGUUGAGGCAGGGAGUCUGGGUUGGGUUCUUGUUACUUUGUUCCUUCUCCGCUCCUUGCUUUGCACAACAAAAACUUAUAGUUUUGGUCCCUUAGAAGCUAGACUUUUAUUGGCACAAAAAGGAGCCACUUCCUAUGAGUCUCUUUAUUCCAGAGUUCACCAGGAUCCCACAAUGGUUCUCUCCACACCCGCCAUGGUUUUCUUUCUAUCCACCAUAGGUCUCUAUAUGCAGAAAAGGUCUUAAUACCUGCUAUGGGUUCUAUUGUGCCCAGUAGGGGGCCCUUUAUACCCCCAUGGGUGUUUGUGCACACACAAGAGGUCCUUUUGUGCCUUCCCCUAGUCACCAUUGAUCUCUUCCUACUCACAGUAGGCCCAAAUCCUCCCCAUGGGUCCGUGUUAGCAGUGUGUUUGUAGCUGACAUGGGUCUCCUCAUAUUUUCAUGACAGGUCUUUAUACCCUCCAUGGGACUCUUUGCAUGAGUUUCAUGUGCUACCCAUGUAGAGUCCAAACUGACCCAUCUUUCUGCAUGGUGACUAUUUCUGAACUCUGUUAAAGCCUUUUAUUUUGAAUUAUGUGUGUUUGUGGUUGGUAGGAGAAGUCCCAGUAGGUUGAUGGGUCUGUUAUGGUGAUGUUUGGGUGGAACAUGGGAACAAAGUGGUGAAGGAACAAAGUAACCUGGACUAUCAGAACCUUCUGCUGGUUGGACCUGACGAUGAUCCCUGAGGUGAAAUCAGAAACGGAUCUUCACAUAUUGAUGCAUCCAGUCGCCUACACCUUGUUCACACCAUCGCUCGACCCUCUCCUGUUCUGAUUGUAGCAUGCCUCUUUACUAACCACAUUAUGCAAGUAAACUGUAGGAAUGUGCAGCUUGCCUCUGUGUGAAUGCUUUGUUCUCGCUGAUUGUUCUGUGGUUGUGUUCUUGGACAAGGUUUCUUCUGGACCACGCUUCGGCUACCUCUCAGUUUCCUCCGCUGCAUCUAUUUGAUGUUUCUUGAAAAUGACUGUUAAAACUCUUGCGCUUUUCUUUGCUUAUUCAGUGCAAACAUUGUGACUGGUACAUGAACACAUUCACAUCAGUAUCUGCAGUUAUUUCAUGUUCUUCUCUGGGUCAAUCGGCACAACGUGUAAAUAGAAAAACUGUUGGGGUUUAUAUUUGAACUGAAAGAAUUGGUUGUAUUUGAUCCGUUUUAUUGGGAAAUGAAAAGUCCGAAAGAAGGUUUUAGUGAA
Messenger RNA from Girardinichthys multiradiatus, 6394 nucleotides. Its product is annotated as trafficking regulator of GLUT4 1-like. The transcript has 6 exons. The coding region runs from base 1188 to 1868 and encodes 226 amino acids. The record is from RefSeq and is a predicted model, not a curated record. Gene Ontology annotation, cellular component: membrane. Lineage: Eukaryota; Metazoa; Chordata; Actinopteri; Cyprinodontiformes; Goodeidae.